Messenger RNA from Paramecium octaurelia, 1088 nucleotides. The record is from the annotation of a GenBank genome assembly. Lineage: Eukaryota; Ciliophora; Oligohymenophorea; Peniculida; Parameciidae.
UAUUAUUAAUGUUUGAAGAUGAAGACAAUGAAGAUAAUGUUAAUGUUGAAGAGUCAAACUAUAGGGACAGAGCUGAAGAAAGAAGAAAGGGGAUCAUGACCCAAGUUAAGAAUGGAGAAUAUGUAGAAUUAGAAGGAUUUGAGAAGGAGAUUAAAUUAAAUGGUUUAGAUUAUACUCUGAUAUAAUAACCUCAAUCAAAUACAUUAAAUCAAGAGAAUAAUAAGUCUAGCAUCAUUGCGAAAAUAAAGAAAGACUUAACAUCUGCCAAAGAGAAAAUCCCUAAAAAGGCAACUCAUCCAAUGGCAAUCAAAAUAGAAGCUUUUCUAUAAAAUAAGAAUUAAAUUGUCCCUUUAAAAAACACCAUGACCUAUAUUUAUAAAUAUGAUAUAGAUCCUAACUAUGGAGUUUCAAUGCCUUAAUUUUUCACAAAAAAAUAUAAUAAAGAUGGAGAAGAUCCAAUCCAAGUUAUUUAUGAUGAAAAAUCUAUAUAAAUGAUUUCAGAAAGCAUUCUCAAUACUAAUAAUCUAUCUAUUAAAAGAUAUCAAGAAAGACAUAAAUUUGACUAAAAUAUUCUUAUUUAAAGUGUUGAUCAAGAUGAUGAAUCUGAUGAUAUCUUUAAUGAUGCAAAACCAGUUAAUAAACCCAACGUUGAUGUCAAUAAGAUCCUGAAGGUAGAAAUUGAAAAUGAAAAUUUCGAUAUUACAGAAUACUUGUCUAAGAAUUAGUUUGAUUAAAAAACAUAUAAUUAAUUAAAGCAAAUAUAAGAAUAAGAGGAAAAGGAAAGAGAAGGUAAUUCAAUAUGUAUAUGUUAGAGAAACUAAAGAGACACAAAAAAAUGUUGGAGGCCGAGGAUGAUUAUUAUUAUGAAUGUUACUAGCCUGUAGGAUUGAGUAUAGCAGAGGAGAAAGAUCAUUAAGCAGAAGUAGAAGCAAAGAAACAAGUAGAUCCAAAUUUUAAGAACUAUGACUUCAUAAAAAAGGACCUAAAGAAAAAGAAGAAACAUAGGGAAAAUUAUUAAAAACAAUUGGAUUAAAUUGAAGAUGUAAAUUUGAUUAAAUAUGUAGAUUAUUUAAAAAAAGAAUAAAUGA